This is a messenger RNA of Marchantia polymorpha subsp. ruderalis, 795 nucleotides long. The record is from the annotation of a GenBank genome assembly. NCBI's taxonomy places the organism in Eukaryota, Viridiplantae, Streptophyta, Marchantiopsida, Marchantiales, Marchantiaceae.
AUGAGCGCAAACCUCCAACGAGAGAACCGUUGGACGGAAGGAACGAGGUCCAAGAAAACGGCGAAAUUUCUCGCAAAAGUCACUGGGAAAGGUGGCGCUGAACCCCAUCCUACGAACGUAUACAUUCACCGCAUAAAUGAGGAAACAGUUCUCCCGCCUCGACGAGUGAACGCGGCUUUCAGGCGCACUAAUGCACCGCGAAAGUCACUCUCGAAUUGCGUCCGACUGGGACGGAUGCAGGACUACGCCGCAGACGCGGGCUCGCUGGCGUCGGAUUCAUUCAGAAAGGAUUCGGCAGCGUCCGUUGCGAAAUCGCGACGCCCGCCCUCAUCAUUGGCCUCCGAGUCGCGAAGGGCCGGCGAGCUCCUUUACGUCGCCAGUCAGCCGGACGGCCGGGCGGAUGCCGUGAAGCCACUGCGGCGGAUUUUGUCGGAAAGUCGGAGGUGGGCAUUAUGGGCUGCGAUGGCGGGCGGGCGGAGUGCGGUCGGUAGGAGCGGCUCAGACGUUGGACGACGUUGGGCGUUUGAACGAUGGGGACUGGGCGGGACGGAGGCUGGCGAGGGGCAGAUAAGAAGCUGCAAUGGCUGCCGAGAGAGUAGAGGAGAAGGUGACGGUGAAGGAGGGCAGGGAUCGCGUGAGCGAUGGCGGAGAGGGAGAUCGAGGAGGAGAUCGAGAUGGAGAUGGGAGGGGGCGGGGGAAGAACAUGGAGGGCGGCAAGGUCAGAGGAAGCUUUUCAGCGGCAUGGCCGUCACGGCUUGGCAGCACGCCCGCAGGGCACAAGUCAAUGAACUCUAG